AUGGCAAGUCUUUGGAAUAAUAUAUCCAAUAGAAGCGAACCAUUGAAUAGCCUCGACAUACAGCCGUCCGGAUUUAAAAUAAUAGGCAUUUUUAUGUCUAUCUGUUGUAUAUUUGGUGUAUCCGGUAAUCUACUGAUUGUCAUCGUUUUUGGGAAAAGAAAGUCUGUCAGACGCCCUAUCAACUUCUUUGUCUUAAAUCUCGCAGUGAGUGAUCUCGUCGUGGCCCUCAUUGGUUACCCCAUGACUGCAGCCUCCGCUUUUGCAAACAGAUGGAUUUUUGAAAGCACUGGUUGCAAGGUAUAUGCCUUCAUAUGUUUCACCUCUGCCGUGAGCAGCAUCAUGACCCACGCAGCGCUCGCCUUCUGUCGUUACAUAAUCGUUUGCCAGUAUGGUUACCGUAAAAAGAUAACGGAGAUGACAGUCUUACAGCUGAUCUUUUCUAUCUGGUUUUUCGCCUUGUUCUGGACAUUAUCUCCACUUCUGGGAUGGUCAUCGUACGUUUUAGAAAUUGUGCCUGUGUCCUGUAGUGUGAACUGGUAUGGUCGUGGAGUCGGUGACCUCACGUACACUGUAGCUGUCAUAGUGGCAGUAUACGCAUUUCCUUUAAGUGUGAUUGCAUUCUCCUAUGGGAUGGUCCUGCGUGAGAAGCUAUGUAUCGCCAAUCGGAGAGAAGGACCUCGCACCCGUCAAUGUUACAUGCCCCGAUACGUACAAGACCUUGAGCAACGUGUGACGUUCAUCAGCUUCUUGAUGAUGUCGGCGUUCUUCAUUGCGUGGACGCCAUACGCAAUUAUGUCCGGCAUGAGUGUUGCUAGUUUCAACUUUAAGCACGCGGUUGCGGCACUUCCAACGUUAUUCGCCAAAGCUUCAUGUGCGUACAAUCCUUUCAUAUAUUCCUUUACCAACUCGACAUUCAGGGAUACCUUGAAAGAGAUUAUGGCCCCCUGGACAAGACGCAGAGUGGGCGUAGCAGCGGUAGCGUGGCCCCGAGUGACAUAUUAUCAACAGCGUCGUCCCAAUAGCGUUGUAUACACCUUGGGCAUCGAUUUCCCAGAUGAAAAUUUAUUUAUGGCUAGUUCUGCCAUGACAGAUUCGGCACAUGAACGUAUAAGAAGAAUACGAGCAAGUCCUAGAACUUCCAAACAAAACGUUAGAAUUGAACCUCGUGAUCCUGUGGCCAUUCCCGCUAGGACAUACAACAUUGAUUUCUCUGUAAUCUGAUAGAGCUUAUUGAUAUAGGAGACAUCAUUCACAGGGUUUGGGUACUUAACCUUUUGGCGUCACAACUAUCGCACCACAACAGAAAUGUCAAAACAUGUACAGAGAUUUAAUGAACAAUCAACUGCUCAACACGGUUUGAUUUUCAGGUUAGGGUUCAGUGUUUUAGUGAGUUCCUGCGUUGUCAUUGUAAUGUGACCGGAUGUGUGUCCUGCUGGGUGUAUUCAACUGUGUGCUUCAGUGAGGUAGAACAGAUCAAUUGGAAAUUUGAAAACAGUACUAACCGUACAUGGACAGAGUAGUUCCGUACCUUUCAACGACACCAAUAUUAAAUUCCAUAACACUUUAUUAUCUCCAAUCAGCCGGGCAAAUUCUGAUUGUUUUUCUUUUUCAUUUCAGUACACAUUAUUAUGUUUCGGUAAGUAUCAUACCACUCUUCCAUUUCCACGUGUUUAAGGGCGCCUUGGCCUACUUACAACGGCACAGUUAAGACAAUUUUGGCAAACUCGUAAGUGACCAUGAUUUAAAAUUUUGAAAUUGAGAAACCUUUUCGGGGUCCUAGUGUCUUAAUUCCUAAGGAAUUCUGAUCACACAUAUAUCAAAGAUUAUGCUUUAUUUGACGGGUUUGAUGUACAACUUCGGCGCUCUUAUAACACUAUUACUGGGGAGAUUUCGAUCAAAUUUUUUACUAUUUUCGUUAGUGAACUACAGCAACUCGUAUUGAUAGUCGUUUGCGGAAAUUAAUUUUCCUACUUCGGGUGGAAGUUAUACUUUCAAAUAGUUUGUCUUUUGGUUAUCUUUGGACAUUUUAAUUUUUACAAUUUUAGAAAAAUACAAGUUUACCGUUUACUUUCCUUUUAUAGCAAUAAAUCAUGUCCGUUGAGGUUAACAUGCAUUGUCUACGUGCAUGUACAAAUUUUGUCUCAGUUUAGAUACGACUGAAAUGACACAGACCGGCGGUAAUGUGACUACUGCAUGUGCUAUCUAUAGCAUAGCUUGUUUCCUAGUAAUGAGCAUUUUUGUGCAAUGACAUCGCGUGUGAAGUUAAGCAUCUUAUUCAGAGAUAAUUAUAUUUAUGAGUUCAUAUGAUCUCUGCAAUCGUCAUACCUGUUCUGAUGGUAAAGUUGCAGACAGCCGAAUCGGUGUGGAGUGUAAUAUAAAGCCUCGCAAAAUCCAUAAGACUUCGCUAGCAAAUCGUAUCUAGGAAAUUACGCACGUCACAAAUAAUGAAACCGACGAGUUAAAAAUCGUUAAGCAUUGCCGGAUUUUAGUCUAUUUAAGGAUGAACAUGACAAGAGACAUUUAUAUAGUCCUGAUACGUUAAAAGACAACGAUAUGAGGCCAGUCACCUUUUUCUAAUGCGAUGUAACCAACGGUCAUUUUUAUAGCAAAAGCACACAGAUAUAUACAUACAUACUGUGUUAUAGCCUAACAAGACUUGUUAGGAAGAGUGCGUUCUUUUGUCCUCCAUCAAGAGAAAAUCGCCAAGAAUCCACGCGAUUUUGCUGGAAUCACCUGCUGUUGAUCCUGUAAUUUCUGCUUUCCGUUUAUUAAACAUUUAUCGGAGUAUGUUAAUUUUGUUUGGUCUAAACGGUGAUAACAUAACGGAUGGUCUUCUGAAAGACUGGUCUUUUCUCUUCUUUCCUCUUCCUUUUAAUCGUUUGAUAAUAAGCGGAAACAACGUAAUUAUGAAAGAGAAGAAAGAUCAAAGAAGAACUUCCUGACAAAUUUCAGCUGUUAAGAUUCGAGAAGGACCUCUUAUCGGCCAUUUUAUUGUCCAAGUCAUACUCGAUAUCGAACGGACAUAACUAGACUUUCACAACAAGGGGUCUAAAUAGUGAUUUUGCUAUAAAAAGUAAGUAAUGGUAUGCCUGUAGGUGGGAGACACCAAACUCAAACCAAGUUAUAAUGAAAUGAACAGAAUGAGUAGACUGGUAUACUAGUCUGGGGUGUAAUAUUGUAUACGUCAUAGAAAGAAAUGCAUAUGAUAUAGUUCAUUGUACUUGUUUUUUGGGGAGCAAUGGCGAUUCCUUCACCUGUCCUUAUUCUUUGAAAAUAGCAAUG
This is a messenger RNA of Pecten maximus, 3282 nucleotides long. RefSeq names its product rhodopsin, G0-coupled-like. Gene Ontology annotation, cellular component: membrane. NCBI's taxonomy places the organism in Eukaryota, Metazoa, Mollusca, Bivalvia, Pectinida, Pectinidae. The record is from RefSeq and is a predicted model, not a curated record. The coding region runs from base 1 to 1221 and encodes 406 amino acids. Gene Ontology annotation, biological process: G protein-coupled receptor signaling pathway. Gene Ontology annotation, molecular function: G protein-coupled receptor activity. The transcript is spliced from 5 exons.